AUGCGGGACCCGCUGACAAAGAGAUCCAGGGGCUUCGGGUUCGUCACGUUCAUGGACCAGGCUGGCGUCGACAAGGUCCUGGCCCAAUCCAGACAUGAACUGGACUCCAAGACGAUUGACCCGAAGGUAGCGUUCCCCCGCCGAGCACAGCCCAAGAUGGUGACCCGAACAAAGAAGAUAUUUGUGGGUGGUCUGUCCGUGAACACUACUGUGGAGGAUGUGAAACAGUACUUUGAGCAAUUUGGGAAGGUGGACGAUGCGAUGCUGAUGUUUGACAAGACAACCAACCGACACCGAGGUUUUGGGUUUGUCACAUUUGAAAGUGAAGACAUUGUCGAAAAAGUGUGUGAAAUCCACUUCCAUGAGAUCAACAACAAAAUGGUGGAGUGUAAAAAAGCCCAGCCGAAGGAGGUGAUGUCCCCAACGGGCUCGGCACGAGGGCGGUCCCGAGUCAUGCCUUACGGGAUGGAUGCCUUCAUGCUGGGGAUCGGCAUGCUGGGUUAUCCAGGCUUCCAAGCUGCCACCUACGCAAGUCGGAGUUACACUGGCAUUGCACCUGGCUACACUUACCAGUUCCCUGAGUUCCGUGUAGAGCGGACCCCUCUCCCGAGUGCCCCCGUCCUCCCUGAGCUCACAGCAAUCCCCCUCACUGCGUAUGGACCGAUGGCGGCAGCGGCGGCCGCGGCAGCCGCGGUGCGAGNUGUAGGUUCCACCCCCAGCCGCACCGGUGGAUUUCUGGGCACCACCAGCCCAGGGCCGAUGGCAGAGCUUUAUGGAGCCGCCAACCAGGACUCAGGGGUCAGCAGUUACAUCAGCGCUGCCAGCCCGGCCCCGAGCACCGGCUUUGGCCACAGCCUAGGGGGUCCCUUGAUUGCAACAGCUUUUACCAAUGGGUAUCACUGAAGCUGGGGACCAAGGAGGCAGGAGGUAAGAGAGCUUUGAACAGGAAGGAGUAAUGAGUGAAGUUCUGAGCUGGAGUUUGUGCUUGGGCUCUGGUCAGGAGCUGU
This is a messenger RNA of Chaetura pelagica (chimney swift), 1007 nucleotides long. It is a transcript of the gene MSI1, whose product is annotated as musashi RNA-binding protein 1. The coding region runs from base 1 to 903 and encodes 300 amino acids. The record is from RefSeq and is a predicted model, not a curated record. Gene Ontology annotation, molecular function: RNA binding. Gene Ontology annotation, cellular component: cytoplasm. Lineage: Eukaryota; Metazoa; Chordata; Aves; Apodiformes; Apodidae. The transcript has 12 exons.